Myxocyprinus asiaticus (Chinese sucker) is the source of this 2354-nucleotide messenger RNA. It is a transcript of the gene arl6, whose product is annotated as ADP-ribosylation factor-like 6. Gene Ontology annotation, cellular component: axoneme; cytoplasm. Gene Ontology annotation, molecular function: GTP binding; GTPase activity. Gene Ontology annotation, biological process: intracellular protein transport; vesicle-mediated transport; cilium assembly. NCBI's taxonomy places the organism in Eukaryota, Metazoa, Chordata, Actinopteri, Cypriniformes, Catostomidae. The record is from RefSeq and is a predicted model, not a curated record. The coding region runs from base 276 to 836 and encodes 186 amino acids. The transcript is spliced from 8 exons.
GCGUGCAGCGUGUGUGUGAUUGCGGUUUCCAGGACGCAAGGUAAGUGAGUCUCUCCAUCAGCGCUGGACACAAGAUCAUUCUCAUGCACCACAUGAAUGGGACUUCUGCAAGUGAAUUCGCGUUAACCAAGGCACAGACAGCAUACUUGAGCCGAGUAGAAAAUUAAGGAAGAAGAUCUCACUUUGUGAAACAGACUGAUAGAGAAGGUUAGCUAGUCAGCUAACAUAAACAGCCGUCAUCUGCAAACAGUAAAAACGUCCAUUCAACAAGGCAGAUGGGGCUUUUUGACAAGCUUGCAGGUUGGUUGGGUCUGAAGAAAAAGGAAGUAAAUGUGCUGUGUUUGGGCCUGGACAACAGCGGGAAAACCACCAUCAUCAAUCAGCUAAAGCCAUCCAAUGCUCAAGCUCAAGACAUUGUUCCAACUAUUGGCUUCAGCAUUGAAAAGUUUAAGACCUCAAGUCUCUCGUUCACAGUGUUUGAUAUGUCAGGGCAGGGGAGAUACAGGAACCUCUGGGAGCACUAUUACAAGGAGGGUCAGGCCAUCAUAUUUGUGAUUGACAGUGGAGACAAACUAAGAAUGGUGGUGGCAAAAGAGGAGUUGGAUACCCUUUUGAAUCACCCUGAUAUUAAGCACAGGAGGAUACCCAUACUGUUCUUCGCCAACAAGAUGGACCUCAGGGAUGCAUUGUCUGCUGUAAAGGUUUCCCAGCUCUUGAGUCUGGAAAACAUCAAGGACAAACCCUGGCAUAUCUGUGCAAGUGAUGCAGUGAAAGGGGAAGGCCUUCAGGAGGGUGUAGAUUGGCUGCAAGAUCAAAUCAGAGCGAUGAAAACGUAAAACCCUCCUGAAAAAAAGAAAGCAUCUAGGUCACCAACUGCAUUGAUGAAACCAGACAAAACAGACCUACACCUUUGGGCACAUUGUGUCUGUGAUGACUUCAAAAUGAAUUUGGUGUGUAGUGUAAUAAACAGUUUGGCUUAGAUUAUGAACCUGUUUACACCUGGUAUUAACAUCCAUAUCGGGUCAUCCGAUCACAAGUGGUCAGUCGAGACAUUAACGUUUACACCCGGUAUUAACAUGCAUCUACAGUGACCAUUUGUGUUCAGAUUUUAUCGAGAGGAGGGUCUCUGAUUUCAUGAUUGCAUACAUCACUUACUACGUCAGUGUAUCGCUGCUUAUUGAUUAAGCACAUUAAUAACACAGUUGUUGCUCUCAAAAUCACCUAAAGUUUUAAUCUCACCACAAAUGUGAUGUUUUGAGUGGAAUGCUCGUAGUUAUUUUAGCCGAGAACCUGCAAUAAAUGAACAUCAGACGUGUGUGCUUUGUCUACAUUUAUUCAUUUAGCAGAAGCUUUUAUUCCAAGUUAAAUUGUCACUGAAGAUGGAUGUAUAUAUGGACUUUUCCAGAUGUUUAGAUCGGAUGGUCUUUAAAGCAAUAUCACACGAGCAAAAGUGCUGUUGGUUUGUACAGUUUAUCAGCACAGCUGUGAGCUGUAAAGCUGUACACAACUGGCAAAAUUUAAAACCCUUGUUUUAGCGCAGCUGCUAAUUGAUAGCUAAGUAGGUGGUCCUUUACUGUUGUCCGGGACACGUCAGACUGAUUAGCAUUUACAUUUCGAAUGCCAUGUGGUCACAUGCGUUUCUGGCUCCGUGAGAAUGGGGUUUGUGUGAUUGGAUCACCCGAGAUGGAUGUUAAUAUCAGUUGUAAACAAGGUCUAUGUGAUAGUACAUUCAGCAUUUGACCCUUGUACAUCUUCUCUCUAAAUAAGUUUUGCUUUCAUAAAUAUUCCACAACUUCAGGAUCAAUUUGAAUUUUAAAUAUAUUUUUCCUAACACAUGUUUGUCUUGUUUGUUUUGUUUUAAACUUUAAAAAUUGUCUUGUUUUUAACUUUACACUACACUACUUGGCUGCCAAUGCAAACUGUAGAGAAGAAGAGCAGUGGCUCAUAUUUUAUAUCUAGCUGUUUGUUUUUGGGAAAUGGUAGACAACACUCAUUUCAUUGCUCUGAAUUGUAAAACUGGUCACUAUAUGUUUUUUAUGCAUUCCAUAUAUGUUGGUCUGUAUAGUACAGUGUUUUGUGUUGCAGAAAGAAAUAACACCUCAAAUAGUCACAAAGGAUACAUUCCUCUGUUUUGGAGCUAUUUAUUUUCCAUAAGCAUUUUGAUUAAAAGCAUAUGUGAAGGUAAUGUCGCUGCAUUUUGUGUUUUGUUUUGUGCAGACAGUACAUUUUUACAAAUUUAUUUAUUUUCUAUAUUUUCUUUUAUAUUAGUUUCACAAAUAUUUGGUAUUUUUAUUGAUUAUUAAGGGAUCUUGUAAUAGAAUGUUUAAAGAAUAAACAGACAAUGUGAGCUUAUG